AUGGCUUUGCAAGCAAGUCUGCAUCGUUUCUCACCGAAGGCGCUGGAUCCGCCGACGAUUGCUGGUACAUUCAGCAUUUGGGUCCGCCCAUCAGAUGCCAGCAGUGGUUUGCCGCGGUCUGCCGACGUGUCUUUCUCGUCUUUUCGGCAGUUGCUGUUUUUCUCCUUUUUCUGGUGCUCCGCUCUGAUCAUUGUGCGUGAUCACGUUUUCCCUUCCAAAGCUUCGGGCUGCUUCAGCUCAACGGAUGCCUUCUCGUUGUGUUUGCGCAAAGGCUUACCUACCUGGCUGUUUCCGGUCAUUCGUGGCCAGUGCAGAAUUGCAGCAACAGAGAACGGGGAUGCCGUCGGAGGAUUGUCACGCCAAGCUGCUUGGUGUCUACUUGUAACCGCUUUCCAGGAUGGUUCCGAGUGGGUGCCUGACACCACGCUGAAGCUGCCAGAAUCUCAGACCUCCGAGCUGAGCACCCCGAAUCGGAGACUUGGACUUUGCACCGUCUGCACCAGGCUGGCGCCUGGGCAAAUUCCAGUCCAGGAAGCUGCACAGGAUAUCGAGCACGCAGAGCCAGCACAACCGGUAAAUGCACAGACAGCGCUUCCAGACAAGGUUAAGAAUUUGAGCUUGCUCCACUGGAAGUCUCAUUGGAAAGCAUCCCAGCGCUGCCUCGUGAAGUGGCCAGAAGGCCCAUCAGAUCUGGAGAAGAAGUUGCUACCUUCUCACCCUGGUGUGCGUCGUGGGGUGCUUCCGAAUGGACUGAGAUACGUGGUGCUUCGCAAUGCGAUGCCACCGAAACGUUUCGAGGCUCACAUCGAGCUGCACGUGGGCAGCAUUGAUGAGGAUCCAGAUGAGCAGGGCAUUGCUCACAUGAUGGAGCACGUUUGCUUCCUGGGCAGCCGUAAACGAGAGAGACUGAUUGGCACUGGAUCCCGGUCCAAUGCCUUGACGGACUUCCAGCACACCAUCUACCACAUCCACGCGCCGGUGAAGAUGGAAGAUGGCCGAUCGAUGUACCCCCUGGCUUUAGAGGCCUUGAGUGAGAUCGCCUUCGGUCCCGAAAUGCUGAAUCAUCGCAUUGAGAAGGAGCGCAAGGCCGUGCUCGCAGAGAUGCAGCAGGUGAACGAUAUGGAGUAUCGUAUCGAGACCUGGACGCUGUCGGGCCUGCAUGAGACCAACAAGCUGGGAUCGCAGUUUCCCAUCGGGAAAGAAGAGCAGAUCAAGGCCUGGCAGCAAAAGGACCUUCGCAACUUCCACGAGAAGUGGUACUAUCCUGGAAAUGCAACGCUCUAUGUGGUGGGAGACUUGGAUGAGACGGAGAUGAUCGAUGGCAUCAAGAAGGUGUUCGAGCACGCGCAAGCGAGACACAAGCCGUCCCCGGACUCUGCCAUCAUGGACCCUGUCUGGGGCGAGGAGUCGGCGGACUCUCGAUCUCUGUUUCGACGUCGCAUCGCCCGGCACCGACCCGAACAGCUUCACAACUUUAGCCUACCGAUGAUUGGCACAAAUGACGUUUUCACAAAGGCUGCUGCCUUCGAUCCCGAAAACGGCGGCAAGCCCUGGCAUGGACCUCUGCGCAUCUUCCGGAACGAGCUGCUCGAGGGCCUGCAGCUCAACUUCUACGCCAAGAUGCCAGUUCGCCCCCUGCGGACCUACGAGGACAUUCGGAAUCUCAUCGCCGUCCGAAUCCUUGUGGGCGUCCUGCAGUUCCGCAUUGUUUCGCGGUACUCCUCGAACCACGCACCGGUCCAAAUUGAUCACAGUGACUCCUUCCGUGAAGGCUGUGCUGUGACCUCAAUCACCGUCAACGCAGAUCCUCGGGACUGGCGCAAUGCACUGGCCUGCGUACUUCAAGAGAUUCGUGCAAUCUGCGACUAUGGCAUCACCGAAAGUGAGAUGAAACGGUACAUGGAUGCUAUGCUGAAGGACGUGCAGAAGGGUGUGCAAGAGAAUGACACGGUGCCCUCAGAAGAUCAUCUCAACUUCAUCAUGACAAGCGAUGUCUUCGACCACGUAGUCAUGCAUCCGGAGCAGUCCUACGCUGCCUUCAAGGAGGUUGCGCCAACCGUGACCAUGGAGCAGGUUCAUGCAACGGCCAAAUGGAUGCUGGGUUUCAUCGGCUACUACGGCUUUGCUACUGCACCCCCGGUCACUGCCAUUGUUGUGUGCACUCCAACGCAGGUCUACGAGGAGCACACGGGCAAAUGGGUCCCCUUCAGCAUAACCGAGCAGGAGAUCAUAGAGCUGCUUAUCUCGGUGCCUGACAAGACGAAAGAGGAAGCGCUGAAUCAGGUGGAUGUGCCGGAAAACCUGCUAGCAGGAGACAAGUUGGAGAAGCUGCUGCCACCGAGUCCCAUUGAUGCAAUGACCGCAUGGAGAGCGUCUUCACGAAAGGUAGAUGAUGCCACCGGAAUCGUGCAGCUCAUGUUGCCGAAUGGGGCGCGGGUCAACUAUGCAUGCACUCCAAACGAGUCUCAAGGAACAAUGCGCAUGCUGGUUCCUGGUGGUCGGUCCUCCGACGAGUCGGAUGAGCUGGGUUCCGCUAUGGUUGGCAUCCGGACCAUCUCCGAAUCUGGAGCUGUCAGUGACUUCUCGCGAGAACAGAUUGAGCUGUUUGCAGUCUCAAACUUGAUGAGUGUCCAUCUGGACUUGAAUCUCGAGUUCUGCUACAUUGAUGCAAACUUCACCAACACCACGGGUGGCAGCUCGGCUGGUUUGACAGCUGUCCGGCUCCCAACUGAUGCUGAAGUUCAUGUGCGAGGAGUGCAGGUUCUCGAGCUGUUGCAUCUGCUCUUCCAGGAGCCACGCUGGGAGGUGCCAGCCUUCGUGAGGGCCCAGCAAGCCUACAAGGCUCAAGCAUACGCAGUCCAGAAAUCCUUGGAGCAGAGCACCAUGGAUCGACUGAUGCGGAUGAUGUAUUCCGACCCGCGUGUCUCCGAAGCGAAGAUCGAGGACCUCAAUAAGCUUACCCUGGCCAAGGUUCGCAGAGCUGUGAGUGGACAGCUCCGACCACAGGACUUGGAGAUCAACUUGGUUGCCGACUUCGAAGGCCGAGGACACGGCAAAAUGGCGAGUGUGGAGGGCGGACUCAGCACCGGCAAGCAUCGCGAGGCUGAGGGAGAAGUCGAACCGGAGGAGGUAGAGCUUCCCGAGGCAGCGAAGCAGCGCAGGCGAGUCUUCAAGGAAGGGGAGACCGGGAGGGUGAAGAGAGAAAGUGCCCUGGAGUGCGUCGCUGAGCGCGAGCGAAGGUUUCUGGAGCUAGACGAAGCUUUGUGGAAGUACCUGGGCUCGCUUCCCGCCAGCGAGGUGGAGCAGGUCAACCUAGACCGCCAUCCACAGAUCAACAAGGGCGAGGAGAUGUCUCCGGAAGACCGGCAGCGUUCAGCGCACAUCGAGGACAGCGACGAGCGAGCGGUUGCCAACAUCGGCGGUGGUGCACCAAACCGCUGGGGCAAAGGCGACAAGUACCAUCAGGAGGCACAAACUCUCCAGUGUUUCUUGCCAUGCCAGCAGCCCAAUCGUCCUCAGAUGAUGGUGGCCAAAAAGUUCUCCUGGGAUGCGCCGAAUUCCAAGCUCAAGGAUCAUCCGCUCUACCCAUCCAUGUGCCUCAUGGCCAUGCGAGAGGUCAUCAACACGCGGCUCUUCUCCACAGUGCGAGAUUCGCUGGGAUUGUCCUACGACUGUAGCUUUGAGCUCUCAAUGUUCGACCGAUUGGAGGCUGGAUGGUACAGCUGCACCGUCAGUGCCCACCCGUCCAGGAUCAUGGAGGCGGUCAAUGCAGCCAAGGGCGUGCUCCAAGGCGUGAAGAGACGCCCGAUUUCAGAACUGGAGCUCUCCACUGCGAGGAGGACCUUGCUGCGCCGUCAUGAGACCGACCUCCAAAGCAACGAGUAUUGGAUCUCUUUGUUGACCCACCUGCAGUAUGAUAAUCCAAAGGAUAUCAGCUGCGUGCGGGAUAUCGAGAUGAUGCUCGAUGCGCUGACAUGGAGAGAUGUGCAGAAUGCUUAUCUGACGCUUCUUACCGAGCCGGACCAGCUUUUUGUGUCUGUUAGUCGAGCUGGACCCGGUUCCAGUUUUGUCUCCGGCGGUGCUGCUCCGACUGCCGUUUCCACGAAGCGUGCGUUGAGCGAAGUUAUGGUGGACUAG
This is a messenger RNA of Symbiodinium sp. CCMP2592, 4137 nucleotides long. Lineage: Eukaryota; Dinophyceae; Suessiales; Symbiodiniaceae. The record is from the annotation of a GenBank genome assembly.